This is a messenger RNA of Paramuricea clavata, 288 nucleotides long. NCBI's taxonomy places the organism in Eukaryota, Metazoa, Cnidaria, Anthozoa, Malacalcyonacea, Plexauridae. The record is from the annotation of a GenBank genome assembly.
AUGGAGGAGAAUAAAAUGUCCAAAACAAGUGAUAAAAUGCCACAAAUGAGUGGUGAAGUACCAGAAACAAAUGGUGAAUUGGCAGAAACAAGUGGUGAAGUACCAGAAACAAGUGAUGCACUACCAGAAACAAGUGGUGAAUUGGCAGAAACAAGUGGUGAAGUGCCGGGAACAAGUACCAAUGUUACGAAAAAGUGUAAAGCAAGAGCUAAGCACAUGUGCCCAUUUCCGUCCUGCAAAUCCUCUGUUGUCCAUCUACCUCGUCAUAUGAUGCUUUCUCAUGGCUGA